AUGGAGGUUCAUAAACGGAAAUAUUUACACGACGGAGAAAUUGAAGUAAAGAAACAAAUAAAAACGGAGAAAAAUGACGGAGCGGCGGUGGCGGUGGACGACGACGAAGUGGAGAAGUUUUAUGCUAUUUUGCGGAGAAUACGUGUGGCGGUAAAGUAUUUCGAGAAGGGAAACGCCGAGGGCGGUGGCGCCGGGAGAAAUCUGUCUGCGGCGAUGCCGUGGAAUCCGAAUUUCCGGCAUGAAGAUUUUAAACCGGUUGUUGACGGCGUUAAGGAGAGAGAAAAAGUGGAAGAUAAUGCGGGUUUGGAUCUUAACGCUGACCCGGUUACUGAUCCGAAUUCAGAAGCUAAUUAA
Solanum dulcamara is the source of this 354-nucleotide messenger RNA. RefSeq names its product NRR repressor homolog 1-like. The record is from RefSeq and is a predicted model, not a curated record. Bases 1 to 354 code for a protein of 117 amino acids. The transcript has a single exon. Gene Ontology annotation, biological process: regulation of systemic acquired resistance. NCBI's taxonomy places the organism in Eukaryota, Viridiplantae, Streptophyta, Magnoliopsida, Solanales, Solanaceae.